Molecule: messenger RNA, 594 nt
Organism: Symbiodinium sp. CCMP2592
Lineage: Eukaryota; Dinophyceae; Suessiales; Symbiodiniaceae
Source: the annotation of a GenBank genome assembly
AUGUGCCUGCAUGUUUGUACAUGUGCACAUGCUAGCUACCAACUUUUGCAGGCAGAUCGCCUGGCAACCGGCAAUGGCAUCCUGCGACAUGCCAACGGUAGCUUCUAUGAUGGGGAGUGGUCUGCCGGGCAAGCAACCGGCUUCGGUCGCUUCACACACACGGAUGGCUCCACCUACGAGGGUCAAUGGUGUGGAAAUCAACAGGAUGGAAGUGGCCAGGAACUGUGGCAAGAUGGCUCCAGCUUCGAAGGACUGUUCAGGCGAGGCAGACGCUAUCACGGCAAGGUACUUUGGGCAAGCGGCUGGUACGAGGGCACCUUCUUCAAUAAUCAGCUGCAUGGUCAAGGAACUUUAUAUCGACGCGACAAAGUGUACACCGGAAGCUGGGUCCGUGAUCGCAUGGAGGGACACGGGCAGGAGACCUGGCCAGAUGGGCGCUGCUACCGCGGCAGCUACCUGAAGGAUCACCGUCACGGGGUUGGAUGUUUCAGGUGGCGCGAUGGACGCCAGUACUGCGGUCAGUGGGCUGAAGGCUGCCAACACGGCAAGGGCCGUCACUCGACUUGGACUUGGGACAGGGUCUGCUUUUGCUGA